This is a messenger RNA of Sinocyclocheilus rhinocerous, 1374 nucleotides long. Its product is annotated as 8-oxo-dGDP phosphatase NUDT18-like. NCBI's taxonomy places the organism in Eukaryota, Metazoa, Chordata, Actinopteri, Cypriniformes, Cyprinidae. The record is from RefSeq and is a predicted model, not a curated record. The coding region runs from base 103 to 1110 and encodes 335 amino acids. The transcript has 4 exons. Gene Ontology annotation, molecular function: 8-oxo-dGDP phosphatase activity; 8-oxo-GDP phosphatase activity.
UUCCAUCAACUGAGGCUUUGAGUCACAUCUAUGCUUUACUUUCAGUAUAUUUAUCUUCUCUUUCAUGACGGGAGGUGUUAGUGGAAUCAAGGCAGCUCCAACAUGAAUUCAACGGCGGAAAUAUUGGAGGACAACCUAGAGAAGAUUUUGAAGGGUGAGGGACUGGAGGUGAGAGAGUUUGAUUCGGUUCCUGAACAAGUGAAGCCUGUCACACUGAGGAAAAGCGUGUGUUACAUUGUCGGCGCAGUUAUCUUCAACUCAAAGGAUGAGGUGUUAAUGGUUCAGGAGGCAAAGAGAGAGUGUUAUGGCAGAUGGUAUCUCCCUGCGGGUCGCAUGGAGGAGCGUGAAAGCAUUCUAGAGGCGCUGCAGAGGGAGGUCAAAGAGGAGGCAGGAAUAGACUGCCAGCCAAUCACACUGCUGCUGGUUCAAGAACAAGGACCAAAGUGGGUUCGCUUCGUCUUCCUUGCGGAGGAAACAGGAGGCUCUCUGAAGACAACGGCAGAAGCAGAUUCUGAAUCCCUUCAAGCUCAGUGGUGGGACCGUGAGUCCCCACUUCCUCUUCGCGGACGUGACAUACUGCCCCUCAUUGAUGCUGGGAUAAAAUAUCGCCGAAAUCCCUGGUUCCCUAUGUUACAACCUGUUGACUUCCCUUGUCAGGUUAUCUGCCAAAGACUUUUCCUCACAUUCAUCUCCUGCAACGGUAACACAGACACCAGCGAUGAGCACCGCCUGUGGCUGCUGAUGAGCAGCAACGAUGCCACUUCUCAGCCCAGUCUUCCUAUAGCACUAUCAGUUAAUGCAUUCGACACAAUCCCACGAGCUGCACACAGACUGGUCAAGGAGUGCGUGCCUUCGUCAUCCAUGCAAGUUCACACAUGUGGCAUUCUGGGAGUGCAGCACAAUGGGAGAAUUCCAGGAAAAACAGACGGGGUCUGCUUUAACACGCUUGUGUUGUUGGAAAAUUCAGAGGACGGGGCUGAAAUCAGCAGCCCACCACCAUUGGAGGGUGACGCUUACAGAUGGCAUGAGGUGACCAAUCAGAGCCUGAGUUCAAAGAUAAUACAGAGGAUUAAAGAAGAGUCUGUUCUGCCUGUUCAUAGUCUAUACUGAUGCUCUGCCACCCUAGUAGAGGAUCAGGACAAGAACUGAACCUGUAUCUUCCACAUGAGCACCAAGGCUCAACAUGUCUAAAGCAUGCAACACAGUUUCAGCUGUGUGCUUCACUCAUCUUUCGCUCUUUGGUGUCUGCUCUCCGUUCUCAAAUUCUUAAAAAUAGGCAGUUCAAGUUCUGAAUAACCGUUUGUGAAAAGGAAGUGCACUUAAUUAUUGAUUGCACACUUGUAGUGUACUUCAAAUAUUAUAUUACUUGCAGGU